UCCAACACCUGACUCGACUCUCGCGCUAUACUUCAGUUGGAGAAGUGAGGAGGAGGAGAGUGUUCGUGAGAAAUGGCCUCCACAGCCGCCGCCACCUCCCCGUUCUUGGGCAUCCGCCUGCGCGAGCACGGUGUCGUCGCGAGGGCGGUCGGCCGAUUCCAGGCGCAGUUCGGGUUCGGCAAAAAGAAGUCCCUGCGCAAGAAGGUCAAGGCGCCGACGUCGGACAGGCCGCUGUGGUACCCGGGCGCCAAGGCACCGGAGUGGCUGGAUGGCUCGCUCGUCGGCGACUACGGGUUCGACCCCUUCGGCCUCGGCAAGCCGGCCGAGUACCUUCAGUACGACUUGGAUUCACUGGACCAGAACCUGGCGAAGAAUCCGGCGGGGGAUGUGAUCGGGACUCGGACGGAGAGCGCCGACGUGAAGUCCACUCCCUUCCAGCCCUACUCUGAGGUGUUUGGGCUCCAGAGGUUCCGUGAGUGCGAGCUCAUCCACGGUCGGUGGGCUAUGCUCGCCAUCCUCGGGGCGCUUUCCGUCGAGUGGCUCACCGGCGUUACAUGGCAAGAUGCUGGCAAGGUAGAGUUGGUGGAUGGGUCCUCAUACCUCGGCCUCUCCCUCCCCUUCGACAUCACCGCAUUGAUAUGGAUCGAGGUGCUCGUGAUAGGGUACAUCGAGUUCCAGAGGAACGCAGAGCUCGACCCGGAGAAGAGGCUGUACCCCGGCGGCAAGUACUUCGACCCUCUCGGCCUGGCGGACGACCCUGAGAAGAAGGCCUCCCUGCAGCUGGCGGAGAUCAAGCACGCCCGCCUCGCGAUGGUGGCCUUCCUAGGCUUCGCUGUCCAGGCCGCCGCCACCGGCAAGGGUCCCCUCAACAACUGGGCCACUCACCUGAGCGACCCACUUCACACCACCAUCUUUGACACCUUCUCCUCCUCUUAAUUGCAGCCACCUCUUCUUGUUGAUCCUCGUCAUGUAAUUCCAUCGAGUGAGGUUAUCUUUGUAUAUUACUUAUUUGACUUGGAAUUCCUAAUUAAUUCUUGGUUUAUGUGGUACUAA
Messenger RNA from Musa acuminata AAA Group (dessert banana), 1053 nucleotides. Its product is annotated as chlorophyll a-b binding protein CP29.2, chloroplastic-like. Gene Ontology annotation, biological process: photosynthesis, light harvesting in photosystem I; response to light stimulus. The record is from RefSeq and is a predicted model, not a curated record. The transcript has 2 exons. NCBI's taxonomy places the organism in Eukaryota, Viridiplantae, Streptophyta, Magnoliopsida, Zingiberales, Musaceae. Gene Ontology annotation, cellular component: plastoglobule; chloroplast thylakoid membrane; chloroplast envelope. Bases 73 to 936 code for a protein of 287 amino acids.